Heterobilharzia americana is the source of this 4047-nucleotide messenger RNA. Lineage: Eukaryota; Metazoa; Platyhelminthes; Trematoda; Strigeidida; Schistosomatidae. The record is from the annotation of a GenBank genome assembly.
AUGUCUACAGAUUUGUCGGAUGUUGCUGUAUUUAGCCACGACAAUUGCAUUGUUUUAUCCCAGUUAGAUAGCUUGGAAUUUGGUGUUUUCAAACUCGACGCUUCCGAGUCACACGAACGUCGCAAACUACUAGAAAAGGCAGUCGACUAUUUUGAUGGUAUAAUCUCUCAGACUGUGCUAGAGAUUGAAGAAGAACGUGCCGUAGAGGAAAGUGAAACCCUUACUAAAGUUGAAGCAGGUAUCUUAGAGGGGAAUUCAAACGCAGUACGAUACAAGAUAUAUGAAAAGUAUGCAGCACGUCUUGAAAAGCUUAUUGAACCACACAUUUAUCUGUAUCUUGGACAUUUCCAGCUCUUACUUAAUCGCUUUGAUGAUGCACUGUCUGCUUAUCUUAAGUUUGAAUCCCUUUGUCCAAAACAAUCUUCAGUCAAUUGUGCCUUUCUUUAUGGCUUAGGCCUAUGUUGUUUCCGUUUCAACGCCUUCAGCAGGACUAUUAAACUUUUCCAACAAAUUUUAUAUCUUGAACCUUGGUUUCCAAAGUGCAAAGAGAUACAUAUUCGUCUUGGUUAUAUUUAUAAAGUUCAGAACAAUUUUGAGCGGAGCUUAAGACACUUCCGACAAGCGCUAAACGAUUCUACACCUGGCACAUUUAGCCGAGUUGAAUAUACUGAGAAAAGUGGUGCUCCGUCACACAUUCGACAUCUGUGUCUGCGACAGUUAGCUUGGCUUCAUCACACAGGAGCUUUCGGAGCGAAAGCUGAAUCACCUAAUGAGAAGAGUUUAGACGUUCAGUGGCUGCAGAGUGCUCUAGAAUUAGAUAACUCAGAUGGUAAGACGUGGUACCUACUAGGUCGUUGCCAGGCCACCCUAAAUCAUGUUCAAGAGGCUUUCGCUGCUUACAGAAGUUCUAUAGACAGAACGGAGGCCAGUGCUGAUACCUGGUGUUCCAUUGGUGUGCUGUACCAAGAGCAAAGUCAGCCAAUGGACGCCCUUCAAGCCUAUUUCUGUGCUGUACAACUUGAUAAAUGUCAUGUUGCAACUUGGGCUAAUCUCGGCACAUUGUACGAAAGUAUGCAACAGUACAAAGAAGCUUUAAAAUGUUAUCAAAAUGCAGUAAAUGCUGACAAAAAUAAUGAGGUUCGUCCAGAGAUUCGUUCUCGUUUGGCUGUGUUACAACAGUUGGUCCCGAAACUAUCUGAGAAAAUAAUCGGAGGUCCCUUCAAUGGUCCUAGCAACAAUGGAGUGACAUCUAAUCAAAGCGGUAAUGGUCCUGGCCCAGGUUGUGGUGGGAUAACGAAAUUACCAACAGUCGACGAGGCAUGGAGCUUACCUAUACCGGCUGAACUUACUCAGCGUCAACUUCAGUUAAUGUUACAGGAAGCAGCUGCCAAUGAUGCUGGAAGUGGUCAUCAUAAGCGCUCUGAAAGACACCUGGCGGGUCUUUUGCUAACCCCGUCUUCAAAAUUAGCCUUAAGAAAACGCAGUAGUUGGCGACAAUCUGGAUUCAAUGGUUCGUCUAAAACUGAAGAAACAGAUGAUUGCGGUGCAUCUGUCUCUAAAAAGUCUCGUCAUAGUGAUCCAUCCUCGUCAACACCCAUCCAACCUUUAACCAACCAACAACUGCAGUUAUUGCAUUCCCUACAGGCUCAAGGUAGUUGCUUAAACGCUUCACAACGUCAAAUGCUUAACGACUUGCAGUGUCAAGCACUAAGAUAUCAUCACUACAAGCUUAUACAAAAUCAGAAUCUUUCAAAAAUUUGUAAGUCUGGUAGCGAUUUUACGGAUGAGGCUGCUUCGACAUCUGGUUCAGCCGGACCAUUCCAUGGGGAUACUACCGGUACAACGGGUAGUUCCAGUGCUGAUCGCAAUCCAUCCAGUGUAACGGGUGCAGAUACAGUUGAUUUAUUUCCCACUGAAGAUGAUGAUUUGACUGCAGUGGUUGACAGUCCUGGGUCUGGUCAUUUGCCUGAAGAAGACUUGGGAUUUUUAACAGAUGAUCUACUGGCGCAAUUGAAUGGGUCUGAAGCAGCUGCUGGAUUAGACCUUGUUGAGCUAGCCUUAUUUACGACUACCUCAAGUGCUGGUGAUCAGCGACCUGCAAGUAAUAACAACCAGGGUUUAAUGGAUGAGAAAUCCAGUCAGCCCAAAUGCGACGAUUCUUCUACGGCCAGUUCAACUACUUCUGCAGCAGCUAACGCACCACGGACUAUCGAUUUAGAUACAUCUAAGAAAGAGGAAAUGGAUAUGAAAAAUUGUCUGACUCAGGAACUUGGCGUUGACCCUCUUAUCAAUUCUGUAGACAACUCGUCUUCAGAUCCCGUAGAUUUACAUGCUUUCCUAACCAAGCCAUUGAAUCCGCCAUCUAGCGUAACUGCAGCUUUACACGUCAAUAUGUCUUCUUCUCAAGUCCUAUCUUCACUGCGUGGUCUCGGACGUUCCGGUGGACCUUGGUGGCCGGGUUUACUUCCAGAAGGGAGUCCGAUUCCAAAACCCCCAGCAAAACCUUAUCCACCUCCCCCUAAAGAUAAGCUGUUGCCCCCUACACCAAGUGUAUAUUUAGAAAACCGAAACGACGCUCAUUCACCGGAACUAAUGCGCUAUUGUUUCACGCAACCGGUUGUUGUAAUACGUGGUUUGGCUGCUGCUCUUCGCUUAGAUUUGGGUCUAUUUUCCACUAAAUCUUUGGUGGAAUCGAAUCCAGAACACCGAGUUGAGGUUCGAACUCAACGUCUUCAACCACCUGACCAAAAUCUUGACUCUCAAGGACGUACUGCCGCUUCAUUUAUCGAGGCAAUAAGAGAAGAAAAAGUUAUGACUUUCUCUGGCAGCAUACCAACCACUUCGACUCCAACUUCAAACGCAGUAUCUAACUUGUCAGCAGAUCUGAAGUCUUCUGCAGGUAACCUAACAAAUGUCAUGCCAGGAAGUGGACGGAAAAACGCAUCUCAAUGGACGAGUGAAUCAACAAAUUCAGAAUCCAAUCCAAGUGGAGUAAACCAUCCUCAACAUAUAGGUGUUAAAUUUCCUGUUGAUGAAAACCAGUCCGUAUCACAACAACAAAAUGCAGGACGUUCUAAACUGAUACGAUUUGGUACUAAUUGUGACCUUUCAGAUCAGAAAAAAUGGUUACCUCAACUGCAUGAACUGACAAAAUUGCCAAUUUUCGUACGCGUUGUUAGUGCUUUCAGCAUGCUUAGUCAUGUGGGUUACCCUCUCCUAGGAUUGAACACAGUUCAACUCUAUCUGAAAGUUCCUGGCUCCCGUACUCCAGGUCAUCAAGAAAAUAACAAUUUUUGUGCUGUUAACAUGAAUAUCGGUCCAGGUGAUUGUGAAUGGUUCGCUGUGCCGGAACAGUAUUGGGGUGCUAUCCAUGAUUUAUGUGAAAAGAAUAAUGUGGAUUAUUUGACUGGUUCUUGGUGGCCAGAUUUAGAGACAUUGUACAAAGAAGAAAUCCCAGUGUACAGGUUCAUCCAGCGACCUGGUGACUUGGUAUGGAUCAAUGCAGGUACAGUUCAUUGGGUACAGGCAAUUGGUUGGUGUAAUAAUAUUGCAUGGAAUGUGGGAAGUAUGACUGCUCGACAAUAUCAGCUAGCUGUUGAACGGUAUGAAUUUAACCGUUUGCGUGGAGUAAAAUCUGUUGUUCCUGUGACACAUCUCAGCUGGCAGUUGGCUAAAAAUAUCAAAAUCUCGGAUUCUGGAUUGUUUGAGUUAAUCAAACAUACACUGCUUCGUAGUCUUGUUCAGUCUCAGUUGACUACUGACUUUCUGGAGAAAAUGGGUUUAACUAUUAAACAUCAUGGAAAGAGACCUGAUGACAUUGCUCAUUCCUGUCAUGACUGUGAGAUUGAAGUCUUCAACCUUCUAUUCGUACUAUCACAAGAUAAGAAAUUGGUUGUUAGAUGUCUAGACUGUUCACGUCGUAUGGAUCCCAGUUUGAAAACAUUCAUUAUUUUAUCGGAGUACUACAUGCAUGAAUUGGCUGAAAUAUAUGAUAAAUUUCAGCUUCAGACUCAACCCAUUACUGCUUAUCCAGUCGGAAAAUCUUGA